Molecule: messenger RNA, 492 nt
Organism: Lasiodiplodia theobromae
Lineage: Eukaryota; Fungi; Ascomycota; Dothideomycetes; Botryosphaeriales; Botryosphaeriaceae
Product: Cytochrome P450
Exons: 4
Coding region: 1-492 (163 amino acids)
Source: RefSeq, a predicted model, not a curated record
AUGUUCGGACGAAAAUAUGCCCUUCUCAUCCUGCUAGCCCUGAUCGCUCUCCUUUCCACUGCGCUUGCAGCCUCCCCGGCCUCCUUCUGCAAGUGCACUUGCUUCACCAACAGCACCAUCAUCCACCUCGACGAUCCCUCGCCCUACAGCUCCAAGGGUUCCUCCAAGUCCGACUCGUCCAAAAGCUCUGGCGCAAGCUUCUUCUCGCGCGCGAAAGACUCCAAGAAGACUGGCCGGACAUGCAACGACUGCAACAAGAAAUUCUGUUUGGACUACAAUUUGCCUAUAUGCCACAACGCUAAGGAGGAGGACGUGUUCUCCGAGUGCUUCCAGAGAGACUCAGCCAAAGAUCAGGCAGUUGUCGUCAUAUUCAUCAUUGCGACUGUCAGCCUGCUCAUCUACGCUGCUGCGCGGCCCUAUGUCAAUCGCUGGCAGGAGAAAGUGAAGGAGAGGAGGACAUAUAUUCCCGUAUCUACUCAAGUGGAUCAAUGA